This is a messenger RNA of Helobdella robusta, 345 nucleotides long. RefSeq lists its product as hypothetical. The transcript is spliced from 2 exons. Gene Ontology annotation, molecular function: RNA-DNA hybrid ribonuclease activity; nucleic acid binding. The record is from RefSeq and is a predicted model, not a curated record. NCBI's taxonomy places the organism in Eukaryota, Metazoa, Annelida, Clitellata, Rhynchobdellida, Glossiphoniidae. The coding region runs from base 1 to 345 and encodes 114 amino acids.
AUGUUGCUACCUCUUAAGGGUCCUAUACACGAUCCCACUUGCGUUCAGGAUUGCCUGCGCGGGGGAGAUAAAAACUAUGAAGUUCUUACAGAUUCGAUGUCAACUCUCCUUCCAUUGAAGCAAUACCACCCUCGACAACUAUUAACUGUUCAAAUGCAGAACAAAAUUCACGAUAUAUUAAGUAACAAGAAUAACCUAACCUUAAUUUGGAUCCCAAGCCACAUUGGAAAUGAAGGUAACGAAAGAAUAGAUAAAUUAGCCUCUCAAGUUCACUUGGAUCGUCCACCGAUCAUUCCAAAACCACAUCACGAUAUAAAGAGCGAAGACAAACGACCUCACACAUGA